GGGGCAGGCGCUUCGCAACGCCGCCAGUUCUACUUACAGGCGCUUCCCGCUGCUCGGCGAGGAGGCAGAGGUGUCUUGCUUUGGGCAGUGGAAGCCGAGAGAGGCAGCCGAGCUCGCUAGCCGAUCCUUUCGUUUUCACAGCUGAAAAGCCCCAAAGCUGCACCUACCAGGCGGGGCCGGGGCUCUUCCACGCUGCCCCUGGGUUGGAGAGUUCUCCUUCGCCCACUCCCGUUUCCCUUCUCCAGGCUCCAGCGGACUAGCCUCUUGGUGGCUGCCCACUGCCGCGACCUCUUGAUUCCCCUCCGUUUGGGAGGGACGCACCGCUCCCGUUUCCACGCUGCCCUCCCUCUCCCGACGGGUUUUAUGGUGGGAGACUCGAAGCCCAGCCCGGGACAGAGCUAUGGCCUUCGCCAAUUUCCGCCGCAUCUUGCGCCUCUCUACCUUUGAGAAGCGGCGAUCCAAGGAGUACGAGCACGUGCGCCGGGACUUGGACCCCAAUGAAGUGUGGGAGAUCGUCGGGGAGUUGGGCGACGGCGCCUUCGGCAAGGUGUACAAGGCCAAAAACAAGGAGACGGGUGCAUUGGCCGCUGCCAAAGUCAUUGAGACCAAGAGUGAAGAUGAGUUGGAGGACUACAUGGUGGAGAUUGAGAUCCUUGCGACUUGUGACCAUGCUUACAUUGUGAAGCUGCUGGGAGCGUUUUAUCAUGACAGCAGACUAUGGAUCAUGAUUGAGUUUUGCCCUGGCGGAGCAGUGGAUGCUACUAUGCUGGAGCUGGAUCGAGGCUUGACCGAACCUCAGAUCCAAGUGGUCUGCCGCCAGAUGCUAGAAGCCCUGAACUACCUCCACAGCAAGAAGAUUAUCCAUCGAGACCUAAAGGCAGGCAAUGUAUUGCUGACCCUAGAUGGAGACAUCAAGCUUGCUGACUUUGGAGUAUCUGCCAAAAACAUGAAGACUUUGCAAAGGCGGGAUUCCUUCAUUGGCACACCAUACUGGAUGGCUCCUGAAGUGGUGAUGUGUGAGACCAUGAAAGACACUCCCUAUGACUACAAGGCUGACAUCUGGUCCUUGGGCAUAACAUUGAUAGAAAUGGCCGAGAUAGAACCACCUCAUCAUGAACUCAAUCCCAUGAGGGUCCUGCUGAAAAUAGCCAAAUCUGACCCUCCCACUCUUAACUAUCCCUCAAAGUGGUCUCCAGAAUUCAAAGACUUCCUGAAGACAGCACUUGACAAGAACCCUGAGACACGGCCAAGUGCUGCACAAUUACUUGAGCAUCCCUUUGUCAGCAAGGUCACUACGAACAGAGCCCUUCGUGAGCUAGUGGCAGAGGCAAAGGCCGAAGUGAUGGAGGAAAUUGAAGACAAUAGAGAGGAAGUUGAAGAGGAUGACUCAUCAGAAUCUGCAUCUCCUCAUGAUGUUCACAAGAGGGACUCUUCUGUCGCAAGCCAACUAAGUUUGGAAGGAGAGAAGUCUCCAGGAAAUCGCUUGUCGCUUGUGGCCAAUGGACCCAAGUUGCCUUUGGAGAAGGUCAAAGAAGCCACAAAUGGGCAGAGCAACGAGCUUUUGGAUGAAGGGAUUGGUGAUGAGCAAAUUACAAAAACUGCCAGUAGUUCAAACCUGUCUGGGAUAGAGGAUUAUUCAGAUCUGUCCAGUACCCAAGAAAAAUCAGGCAACAGCCCCCAGCUGCUGCGACUCAACAACAACAUUAAACCAACAGAGAACAGGGGCCUCAUCCUCCACAAUAAAGACACUGAACCAGCGAGCAAAGAUGAUUCAAAUGUAGGGAGCCGGCCAGUUAGCAACCUCCUUGAAACGCCUACAGAAGAAAAACUCCCCAACGGCAGUUUGAGUUCUUCCUCUCCGUUUGAGAAUGGCAGCUCAAAGAGAGACUCUGAUUCUGGUAGCACCUCUGCCUCAGAGAGCAUGGACCUCAGCAUCUCCUUAUCUGCUGACCUGUCCCUCAACAGAGGCAGUGGGUCCCACUCUCUAAAGGAUGCGAAAAUGCAAAAGAUGACACUGAAACGGACCAGGAGAUUUGUAGUGGAUGGUGUGGAAGUGAGUGUCACCACCUCAAAAAUCAUCAGUGAGGAUGAGAAGAAAGAUGAAGAGAUGAGAUUCCUCAGGCGCCAAGAGCUGCGUGAGCUGCGCCUGCUGCAGAAAGAGGAGCACCGGAACCAGACCCAGCUGACCACCAAGCAUGAGCUGCAGCUGGAGCAAAUGCUGAAGCGCUUUGAGCAGGAAAUGAAUGCAAAGAAGAAAUUCUAUGACACAGAAAUAGAAAAUCUAGAACGUCAGCAGAAGCAGCAAAUUGAAAAGAUGGAGCAAGAUCACGCUCUGCGCCGGCGUGACGAGACGAAGCGGAUCCGUGCUGAACAAGAGCGAGAUCUUGUAAAAUUUCAAGAGCAGUUGAAGCAAAAGAAGAAGGAGCUAAAGAAUGACACUGAAAAGCUCCCGCGACAACAGCGCAAGGGGACCAUGAAAGUGAAGAUGGAGGAGUUUGCACAAAAGAAGCAAGUCAUGGAGCAAGAGUUUUUAGCCAAACAGACGGAUGAUAUGGAACAGGCCAUAAACAAUAUUACAGCCCAAAAUCGAAAGGAGAUCUGUGACAAGGAACGAGAGUGCCUCAACAAAAAACAGCAGCUUAUGAGAGACCGGGAAGCCACUAUCUGGGAGCUAGAAGAGCACCAUCUACAGGAGAAACACCAGCUUAUUAAACAGCAGCUAAAAGAUCAGUAUUUUCUCCAGAGGCAUGAGCUGCUCCGAAAACAUGAGAAGGAGCGCGAGCAAAUGCAACGGUACAACCAGCGAAUGAUGGAGCAGCUGAAAAUUCGGCAGCAGCAAGAGAGAGCCCGUCUCCCCAAAAUCCAGAGGAGUGAAGGGAAAACACGCAUGGCCAUGUAUAAGAAGAGUCUCCAUAUCAACUCCAGUGGAAGUGCCUCGGAACAAAGGGAGAAGAUCAAACAGUUUGCACAGCAGGAAGAUAAGAGGCAGAAAGCUGAGCGGCUGCAACAGCAGCAGAAACAUGAGAUGCAGGCAAAGGAUAUGUGUGCCCAGUGCGAGAGCAACAUGAAUGAACUCCAACAAUUACAGAAUGAAAAGUGUCAUCUCUUGGUUGAACAUGAGACCCAGAAACUGAAGGCCUUGGAUGAAAACCACAAUCUGAACCUGAAGGACUGGCGAGAUAGACUGAGGCCACGAAAAAAGGCAUUGGAAGACGACCUGAAUCAGAAGAAACGAGAGCAGGAGAUAUUCUUCAAGCUCAGUGAGGAAGCCGACGGCCAGUCUCCAGCAUCACCAAACAAGCCUGCCAAAUUUGUCCCGUUCAGCUCCGCGGAGGCUUCAUAGUCCUUGGAUCAGCAGACAAGGUGCUAGUAAUACUGGAGGAAAGUCACAAAGGACUGCCAGGGCUCCCUUUCUUUCUUUGCCAACUCUGGUCAGUGUUUCCUCUUCAGUCAUGUGCGAAGCAACCAAUGAGGCCUGAGAUCUGCUCCAUUGGUGUUGAGACAAUUUCACACUGAGGUGGCCCUGGCGGGCACUGACCAGUUGCACCAAGGGAGCCGUGAGUGAGCUUCAAGAAGAAGACCGAAUGAGGCCAUGUGUAAAAUUCAUGCUUCUUGCUGAACCCAUUGCCCAGCCACUCCGUUUGCUUUCUCUUUUACUGCCUACUGAAGGGAUAAAUGUUAGGGACCUAAGAGAUGUUCAGUGGCUUUUAAGUGCUGCUGUUACACUUGCCUGUUUAAUUUUCCUAACUAGCUGUCCUGUUAGGCCCAAUGUAAUCAGUCAGUGGUUUCACGUCACAUUAUGUCCUUUGCCAUAAUGGCUGGACACUUGGCCACCACCAAGCACAAGACGUUCAGUUACGACAGCUUUACAGAAGUCAAUGAAAAAAAUGCCUGCCGCUCUUGUGGCCCCCAUCUCCGUCAAUUAAACAAAGGACUCCUCCUUCUAGGCCUCCCCUUUGAAAUGCACCUGCUCCUUAGCUUGUUUUGAAGGGACCCAGCUCCUCCUGGUGACAUGACAGCUUCUGUCCUUUUUCAAAUGUGGGAUAGAGGCACCAAAGCCUGAAACAUAGAAAUGAAGUGUUUCAGUCAAAACCAGCCCCAUGUACAGGGCUGACAAAUAAGUGUGUCAGAGGCUUUGAGAGGGGAUUUCCUCCACUGUGAAACCUGCAUGUACUUCUGGGCUGCGGAAAUUGCUGACCAAUUUAGGGAGGUUUUCGAUUAGCACCCUUUCUCCAAACAAGUAAUUUUAAAUGGAUAAGCAAAAAUCCACUCAUUUUAGACCCUAAAGAGAUGGGGAAAGCAAAGAGACAGCCAGUUAAGUGAUGGCUUCCCAAUCUUGCCUGUUGUAUAGAAUUUCCAAGACCAGCUCUCCUGGUCUUCUGCUGGGGACAUGGCAUUACCAUCUAGAAAGGGGCAGAUAGUUCUUUCUGUGCUCUUCACAACAAAUUUUGAUGCUUAUUGCUCUCCCCUUCAGCUGUAAUGAGAUGGGUUUCUUUUUCCUGUGAUGGUAAACAGAGUUUUCUCUCUCCUAGCUUUAUUUCAUUCCCCAAUAUUAUUGGUGUAGGGGAAAAUCCUUUGCUCAGGUUAUGGCAAGAGCUAAUGAUUUCUCUUCCAAUAAAUCAAAUAGCAAGAAAAGCGCAAAUGUCUGAGGCAGCAAGAUAGCAGCUGGCCUAAGUAAGGUGGAAGGCACUUUGUUCAGCACCUUCUUAUGCUAUGUGUGUGUGUGUGUGUGUGUGUGACUUUCACAUAACAGAAAGUGCCUGCUUUGGGAUUUCUUUGACUACCGCUAAACUUACUGGGUGUGCUGUGGUUUGAAGACAUGAUUUUUACAUGAAGUAGCAGCCGCCUGAGAACUGCUUUGCGAUAUUUUUAUUCAUUUUGUUUGUCUUUGCCAUUGCUCCACAACAAGCCAGAAGGGUCCACAUAAAAGGAGCCGCAUGUAGCAGAACAGAAUAUUAUGUCUUUCAGAUAUUGAAGCUGUUCAGCAUUUCACAGUCCUUAAGUCUUGCAAAGACUGUUUUUUAACCAAAGAGGUGUGAUUUUUCUGCCCUGUUUUGAUAUAUGUAUCAAAAUGCCGUUUGCAUUUUCCCAUCAAUUAAAUAUGUAUUAUUGUUUUGUUGCUUUGCACAAUUCACACAACCUUCCAUCUUGGCAGCCAGCCAUUUGUGGCAAAUGCUUAACUUGUAUCUAUAGCUGAAUGACGUACCAAACAGUUCACAAAUGCCAUUUUCAAGGCACUAUGCAUUACAGCGGUAACGUGGCCCAAUGUUCCUUUUGGUAUACAACUCGGGACCUUUCCAGCAAUUGCUCUUUGCCCUCUGUGCUUUUGUGUUCCCUUUCUGAUGAUAUGAAUUCUGUGCUCACGUUUAAGUUACUGGAAAGAAAAUGGAGGUGCAGCAAAUACGUGGCUGCUGGCAGGCUACAGCCUCAGUGUAGUAUUGAGUGAGGUGCAAGAAUGCAUUAGAAGUAUCAGAACCAGAAUCCUGCCUUACCAAAGUGUCUCUUUAAGGGACUCUGGAUUCUAGAGAUUUUUAAGUCUAGAAAAUGUGCAUUCAGAAAGCCCCUUUAAUCCCUUACUGUACUAUUUUAAAUCUCUGUGUGUUGAGAUAAUGUGUGUGAGAAAGAGAAACUGGAACAAAGCCUGCAAAUUGCUGUGUUCCCAGAAUUCAAAGAAAAGCCAGACUUUUUUCCAAAUGUUAACAGGCAGUUUCUAUUCUACAUUUAUGUUGUAAAGGGUUGACACUUCAUAUCUUUUAUGUCGCACAUAUUCAUCUGUCUGUUUUUGUGCACACACAUGCCUGUUCCAUCUCUUAGCCAAGAAAUCAAAUCAUACUUGAUAAUGAUUUAGGUUGAGGGUUUGGGCGUCUGUCUUUCUUUGCCAGUCUGGCCUUAGCUGCUAUCAAGAGGUGCUGUAACUUCAAAAAGGUGCAAUAUUUACCUCAUACAGUGUUUCAAGGACCCCCACCCCCACACACACUUUUAAGGCAAGGAAGUUUCACUUGCCCUUUUUCAAGUAACUAUUCUCUAAGCUAAAUAAAACCAACCAACUUUUGUUUGUUGAGGUAAAGUGAUGGUUUUUUCAUGGAGAGCACUUAAGUAAGGGUUUCUAAAAUCUUCUUUUUCUAAAAGGUUUUCUUUUUUGGGUAACCACUAUGGUGUAAAUAAUCUAAUAACAGUACCACAGUGACUCCCUGCAUGUGUGUCCAAAACUCUGUGUAACUGUUGCAUAUGGCUUUAGGUCAGCAGUGCUGACUUGACUUGUAUUUGUACAGAAAACAUGGCUUUGAUAUAAUGGAAUUUGAUACCAGAAUCCUGCUUCUUAGAAUUUAAAGCAUCCCAAUCAACAGCUUUUGGGCUCUGAACCAAACAAACACUUCUUAACAUAUAUAUUGUUUCAUUU
Messenger RNA from Elgaria multicarinata webbii, 6400 nucleotides. RefSeq names its product serine/threonine kinase 10 (gene STK10). The coding region runs from base 401 to 3343 and encodes 980 amino acids. Lineage: Eukaryota; Metazoa; Chordata; Lepidosauria; Squamata; Anguidae. The record is from RefSeq and is a predicted model, not a curated record. Gene Ontology annotation, molecular function: protein serine/threonine kinase activity; ATP binding. The transcript is spliced from 19 exons. Gene Ontology annotation, biological process: protein phosphorylation.